AUGAAGUUUUUCACCUAUGUUGUGUUUGUUGUUAUAGUUUUAUUCUCAACAGUUUUGUCUCAAGAAUGUGAAGUUUGUGUCAAAGUAUUAGGAGAUGCUAUGAAAAAAGUUCCAUCUUCAGAUGCAUCGAAUAAAGAAAAAAUUGGUGAUGUUAUACGUAAACAUUGUAAAGGAACAACUGGUAAAGAACAUAAAUUAUGUAACUUUAUUGGAGCUCUUCCUGAAUCCCCAACUUCUAUGAUGAAUGAUGUUGUAACACCAUUGGCAUUCUCGAUGCCAGCAGAUAAGGUGUGUAUCAACAAAUUAAAACCAAAAGACGCUCAAAUUUGUGAAUUGAAAUUGGAUAAACCAAUAGACUGGGCAAAUAUCAAUCUUAAUAAAAUGAAGGUCAGAGAACUUAAGAAUAUCCUUGAAAAAUGGGGUGAACAAUGUAAAGGAUGUACUGAAAAAUCUGAAUAUGUUAAGAAAAUAGAGGAAUUGAAACCAAAAUAUGUUAAGGCUGAACUUUAA
Strongyloides ratti is the source of this 510-nucleotide messenger RNA. RefSeq names its product Mesencephalic astrocyte-derived neurotrophic factor homolog. Gene Ontology annotation, cellular component: endoplasmic reticulum. The transcript has 3 exons. The record is from RefSeq and is a predicted model, not a curated record. Gene Ontology annotation, biological process: neuron projection development; dopaminergic neuron differentiation. NCBI's taxonomy places the organism in Eukaryota, Metazoa, Nematoda, Chromadorea, Rhabditida, Strongyloididae. The coding region runs from base 1 to 510 and encodes 169 amino acids.